CACCGGAUGAUUGACCCUUCCUGUUUAUCCAAAAAUUUCUUCAUGCCAUUCUCUACCGCGGCAUCGUCCACUGUCGCUCUCGAGCACCAACACAUCCAAUUAUUUCCCACUUCCCCCACCAACUCUCAAACUUUUUCAGAUGUGCGUGACUCGGAGGAGGCUGCCCAGAGCAUCGCACUCCGCAUGAUCACCAAUGCGUGCACAGUGGACGGUGUCCGCAUCGGUAUCCACUAUUCGAAGGAAGACGACAGUGACUGUUUUCGACUUGUCGCUUCCCAUAUAUCCACCUGCCUACCUUUGUCCCCAUAUCUCUUUAUCAUAGCAACCACCAGUGUGUCGCCAACAAUUGCUGGUAGUGAUGCCUGUAUUUCAGACGCACUCGUCAUCUGCGGGUCAGAUGAGGAUGACAUGCAGCGGGCUGUGCUUCUCGCGUCUUCCAAAUUUCCGGGACGAGUAGAUGCAGUCAACAAAAAGGGCACUCUCAUUGCUCAGGCUGCAUCUAUACGGCAAAUUGGCUCCUCGACAUACCACGAAGCUGCCUUGUGGGACAUAUUGUUCAACUCCGUGCACACCCACAAUCCUCAUUCUCCUCCCCCUGGAUCUCGCAGCAUCGACCAAAUUCUCUCCGACGCCCGGGCGAAGCUCGAGCGAAUGACGCCCCAACAAGCUUACGACGCACUUCACGAUCCCACAUACCCGGUGCCCGUUUUUCUCGUGGAUAUCCGCCCUGCUGCAGAACGCGAUCGUGAAGGCGAGAUACACGGAUCUCUCAUCGUCGAACGAAACGUUCUGGAGUGGCGUUUUGACCCACGCUGCGAAGCGCGAUUAACAAUUGCAGAUCGCUAUGAUUCGAAGAUUAUAUUGUUUUGUCGUGAAGGAUACACCAGCUCAUUGGCUGCGGCGUCCCUGCAUGAGCUUGGGUUGUUGAAUACGACCGAUAUAGUGGGCGGUUAUGAUGCGUGGAUCGUGGCUGGUCUUCCAUGUCAAUAGGGCAAUUGAUGAGGAAAGCUAUCAAGUCAGUCGGCCAUCGUUUGAGUCUAGUGAUGUAAUUGAUGGGACAUGCCUAGAUUCAAUCAACAGAGGAAUUUUAUGAAUUGUAACCAACAGAGAUGACACCGCAGAUGUGGCAGCCAAUACUUUCGGGUAUGGGGUGGCACGGGGAUCUGUGCAUGACCAAUAUCAUUGCUUGGCGAACUUGAAAUAGCAAGCUUGAGAAUGUUUUUAUUGUAACUUUUAUUGU
Suillus plorans is the source of this 1240-nucleotide messenger RNA. RefSeq lists its product as uncharacterized. The transcript is spliced from 2 exons. The record is from RefSeq and is a predicted model, not a curated record. NCBI's taxonomy places the organism in Eukaryota, Fungi, Basidiomycota, Agaricomycetes, Boletales, Suillaceae. Bases 7 to 990 code for a protein of 327 amino acids.